CACCGUCAGUUCCCGCCCUCUGCAUUUCGCCCUCUUUUGUAUCUGUCCAGAACAAAGCGCACUCUCUGUAACUUUUCGAUAUCACUCUUCUCCAGACCAAUCAAUUGUAAGCCCAGCCUCGAGGACCCGAGAUCAGGUUACAGGUGUUUUAUCGACAGAGGUAACCACAACAAUCCUCCGCCUCGUGGGUUCCUCUUCCUGGGCCUUGUCCAACGUCACAAGCGAUAGCCAGUCCCUCCGAAGCCACUGCUCCCUCCGCAAAUCUACACCAUGGCGCAAGCAGGGGUAUCGUACAACAACCCCCUCAAGAAGUUCAAGCUGGUCUUCUUGGGGGAGCAAAGUGUGGGCAAGACGUCCCUCAUCACCAGGUUCAUGUACGACUCGUUCGACAACAUGUACCAGGCGACCAUCGGCAUCGACUUCCUCUCAAAGACGAUGUACCUGGAAGACAGGACGGUCAGGCUGCAAUUGUGGGACACGGCUGGCCAGGAGCGAUUCCGAUCCCUUAUCCCAUCCUAUAUUCGAGACUCGAGCGUCGCCGUGGUGGUCUAUGAUAUUUCUAAUGCGAAGUCGUUCCAGAAUACGAGGAAAUGGAUUGACGACGUCCGGGCCGAGCGCGGAAACGAUGUGAUCAUCGUGCUCGUGGGGAACAAGACCGAUUUGAACGACAAGCGGGAAGUCACCACGCAACAGGGUGAGGAGGAGGCCAAGAAAAACAACUUGAUGUUCGUCGAGACGAGUGCCAAGUUGGGCCACAACGUGAAGACCCUUUUUAAGAGGAUAGCGCAGGCUCUGCCCGGCAUGGAGGGAACCGAUGCUGCCGCACAGGCGUCCAACCAGAUGAUCGACGUCAAGACAGCCAACACACCAGCAGCCCAAGAAGGAUGCUCUUGCUAAGCAGACAGGAACCCAGAGACAGCUGCAGAGAGAGAGAGAGAGAGAGAGAGAGAGAGAGAGAGAGAAAACAAUGGAUCGCCAUGUUCGCAGUGGCAAAAAAGUUCUAUCCCUAUAAUAAGGUCUUGUAGAAAGCAAGAACUGCAGCCAGAAAGGCCGGCAUGGCGUUGGCCAGAUCUUCACAGCAUGAGCGAUUGUAUAAUAAAACAACGAUUGAUGGGUCAUGAGUGUCACGACCCUUGCACUGAUAAGACCUUUUUAGUACUAUAUAUAAUUCAUCUUCGAGGAG
Molecule: messenger RNA, 1183 nt
Organism: Cryphonectria parasitica EP155
Lineage: Eukaryota; Fungi; Ascomycota; Sordariomycetes; Diaporthales; Cryphonectriaceae
Product: putative ras small monomeric GTPase Rab6
Exons: 6
Coding region: 271-897 (208 amino acids)
Molecular function (GO): GTPase activity; GTP binding
Source: RefSeq, a predicted model, not a curated record